Messenger RNA from Dictyostelium discoideum AX4, 254 nucleotides. RefSeq lists its product as hypothetical. NCBI's taxonomy places the organism in Eukaryota, Evosea, Eumycetozoa, Dictyosteliales, Dictyosteliaceae. The record is from RefSeq and is a predicted model, not a curated record. The transcript has a single exon. The annotation marks the transcript as partial.
UAUUAAUAUUGGCGAAAAAAAAUUCUGAUUUGCUUCUUUUUUUUUUUCAAGUGUGUCCCAUUUAUUUUUUUUUUCUUUUUGGAAGGGAAGUUUUUUUUUCCCAGGCCAAAAAAAAAGUUUUGGAAAAAAAAAAAGGCUGGAAAUUCCCCUUGGAAAUUUUUCCAAUUGGGGGAAAUGUGGAAUUAGUUUUUUUUUUUUUUUUUUUUGGGUCCUUUUACCCCCCAAAAAAAAAAAAAAUAUUAAAAAUUUUUUAA